Prorocentrum cordatum is the source of this 315-nucleotide messenger RNA. The record is from the annotation of a GenBank genome assembly. NCBI's taxonomy places the organism in Eukaryota, Dinophyceae, Prorocentrales, Prorocentraceae.
AUGGCCGCCCGACGCCCCGUGCUGCUCGCCCUCUGCCUCGCCGCCGCGGCCGCGUGGCUGCUGAUCGGCGCGGCCGCACCGGCGGCGCAGCAGGGCUUCGUGGCCCCCGCCUCGCCGGCCCUGCGCGCCGGGCGCAGCGUCCUGGCCGGCGCGGAGUUCGAGACGGCUGCCCCGGCUGUCAUCCUGCGGGCGCUGCCGGAGCCCAAGCCCAACGAGGAGAUGCUCCCGGUCGACCUCAACCGCACGUCGCUCUAUUGGGGCCUGCUCACCAUCUGCAUCCUGUCCGUGCUCUUCUCCAGCUACCUGUUCAACUGA